Molecule: messenger RNA, 949 nt
Organism: Hyla sarda
Lineage: Eukaryota; Metazoa; Chordata; Amphibia; Anura; Hylidae
Product: gastrula zinc finger protein XlCGF71.1-like
Exons: 1
Biological process (GO): regulation of transcription by RNA polymerase II
Molecular function (GO): RNA polymerase II cis-regulatory region sequence-specific DNA binding; DNA-binding transcription factor activity, RNA polymerase II-specific
Source: RefSeq, a predicted model, not a curated record
AUAAAGCAGAUGAUGAUAUCACACAAGAUACAUAUGAAGAACAUUCCAUUAUCCCAGAUACACCCUCAGCCCUUCACAGCCAAGAUCUGUCAUCUCAUCCUUAUAUACAGGUCCUGUCUUCUCAGUCAUCACAGGAUGUUCAGCAAAAUAAAAGUCACAAAAGGGGUGCUGGACAUCAAAGAGAUUGUGCAGGGAAGAAGCAAUAUUCAUGUUCAGUAUGUGGAAAAUGUUUUACUUCUAAAUCAAGUCUUGUUGAACAUCAGAGAACUCACACAGGGGAUAAACCAUUUUUAUGUUCAGAAUGUGGAAAAUGUUUUACUUUUAAAUCACGGCUUGUUAGACAUCAGAGAAUUCACACAGGAGAGAAGCCAUUUGUAUGUUCAGAAUGUGGAAAAUAUUUUACUCAGAGAUCACAUCUGUCUGAACAUCAAAAAAUUCAUAUUGGAGAGAAGCCAUUUUCAUGUUCAGAAUGUGGUAAAUGUUUUACUCAGAGAUCACAUCUGUCUGAACAUCAAAAAAUUCAUAUUGGAGAGAAGCCAUUUUCAUGUUCAGAAUGUGGAAAAUGUUUUACUCAGAGAUCACAUCUGUCUGAACAUCAAAAAAUUCAUAUUGGAGAGAAGCCAUUUUUAUGCUCAGAAUGUGGAAAAUGUUUUACUUCCAAAUCAUGGCUUGUUCAACAUCAGAGAACCCACACAGGAGAGAAGCCAUAUUCAUGUGCAGAAUGUGGAAAAUGUUUUACUCGAAAGGCAAGUCUUCUUAUACACCAAAGAACGCACACAAAGUAGCCUUCUAACUUGUCAAAUUGUACAAAAACUACAACAUUGCAGUCAAAGUCACAAGAGACAUCAAUUUAGAGCAAUAAAUUUACAUGGGAAAAGUAGAAGUAUUCCAAAAAAUGUCUGAUAUACAAAAUGCAAACAGAAUCCAAAUAACACAUCUGUAUAUAUGU